CAAACAUCGACAGAGACUAAGUUUAAUAAAUGACUCCUAGUCUGAUCCUGUCGGACUUCCUUGCUUCAUCUUCUUUAUCGCUUUUUACUUUUUUCUCGUAUUCAUUUCUUUGUCCUCCGAUACUAAGCUAGCCCUGCAGGAUGGAGAUCAACCAGCUCCCCAUCGUCAGCGACAAUGCUACCAAUCCAGUCGUCGAUUCUACUUCUGCCAUGGGAAUCUGCUGCCUCGCUCUAUCGACCAUCCUCGGCGACAAACCCCUGUGCAUCGUCUCCCCCUCCUCAGUAGAAGAACUCUCUACCGCCAUCACCACCAUCACAAACAGCAACUGCCAAUUCGCCAUCCGCUCCGGCGGCCACACCAGCUUCGGCGGCGCAUGCAACAUCGCCAACGGCAUCACCAUCGACCUUCGCGCCCUCAAUUCCAUCACCGUCAGUGAUGAUCGCACCACAGUGUCUGUCGGCGUCGGCGCCUCCUGGGGCGACGUCUAUGCAUUUCUCGACCCGCUAGGUCUUUCCGUUGCAGGCGGACGAGCGGCACAGGUCGGCGUGGGCGGGCUCACCAUCGGCGGGGGAAUCUCCUACUUCUCGCCGCGGUACGGCUGGACCUGCGACACCGUGACCAACUUUGAAGUCGUGCUUGCGAACGGGACAGUUGUGCAGGCCAACGAGAACGAAAACACCGACCUCCUUGUGGCACUCCGCGGCGGCGCGGCGAACUUUGGCAUCGUUACAAGGGUUGAUUUCCGUGCGUUUGAGCAGGGACCUAUCUGGGGCGGGACUGUUUACUGUGCUCUUGACACGAUUGACGAGCAGCUGCGCGUAUUUGCGGAUCUGAACUCCGCGGAAGGGUAUGAUGAGCAUGCGUCGCUGAUUACUAGUUUUGGGUUCGCGAAGGGAAAGGGCGCGGCGGUGGUCAAUAGCGUUGUGUAUACGAAAGCCGAGGAGCGGCCGGCUGUCUUUGAGCCGAUUAUGAAGAUCCCGUCGAUGUUCAGUACGAUGCGCCUGGCGAGCAUGCAUGAGAUGUCGCUCGAGCAGGGCUCGUUUGCGCCGAAUGGGAAGAGACAAUUGUCUGCCGUGACGACGCAUGCUUCGACCGUCCCCAUGCUCAACGCGACGUAUCUACGGUGGAGUUCGAGUUUGGCGGCCAUCGAGGAUGUUCCUGGCAUUGCUUCUGGCUCCCUGGUCAUCACGCUCCUCAGUGCUACGUGGGAGGAUGAGGCAGAUGAUGCCAAAGUCGAGCAAGCCGCGCGCGCACUGUUUGCUGGGAUUGAAGACGACGCGCGCAAGUUGGAUGGCCACGAGCCAUACGUCUAUCUGAACUACGCGGCCGAGUGGCAGGAUCCGAUCGCGUCCUAUGGAAAGGCAAGUAUCGAGAAGCUGCAACAAGUGAGCCAGGCGGUGGAUCCAAAGGGGGUCUUUCGGAACAAGAUGCCUGGUGGUUUCAAGAUCCCUACCAGUAGCUAGUUGUGUCAUUUGAAGUCAAUCAACUCUUUACACUCUUCUCC
Molecule: messenger RNA, 1504 nt
Organism: Aspergillus novofumigatus IBT 16806
Lineage: Eukaryota; Fungi; Ascomycota; Eurotiomycetes; Eurotiales; Aspergillaceae
Product: FAD-binding oxidoreductase
Exons: 5
Coding region: 141-1463 (440 amino acids)
Molecular function (GO): FAD binding
Source: RefSeq, a predicted model, not a curated record